Messenger RNA from Aspergillus neoniger CBS 115656, 591 nucleotides. RefSeq lists its product as uncharacterized. Gene Ontology annotation, biological process: endosomal transport. The annotation marks the transcript as partial. The record is from RefSeq and is a predicted model, not a curated record. NCBI's taxonomy places the organism in Eukaryota, Fungi, Ascomycota, Eurotiomycetes, Eurotiales, Aspergillaceae. The transcript has a single exon. Gene Ontology annotation, cellular component: BLOC-1 complex.
CCACAAACCCACCCACCCCUCAUCCAUCCAUCCAUUCAACCCCCUCUUAUCUAUCUACUAUCUUUCUAUCUAUCAGAUAACCAUAACCAUACCAUCUCCACAUCAACAACAACCACCAUCACCAUCACCGCCACCACAAACCCCUCCCCAAAUUUUAAGAAUAACAUGCCUCCCCCCGAGAAAAGCAAAGAAACCCUAGAAGCCAAAUCGGCCUUCAGCGCGACGCUCCUCAACAUCGGCAGCACACAUGCCAGCCCGCUCGUGGAGCGCGCACACAUCAUCACAGAGAAUGCGGCAGCGCUGGACAAGCAGCAAGCAGAGCUAGAAGCACAUACGGCUGCGCUGGCGAAGCAGAAUGAGAGCUGGGAUAAGUUGGCGGGGGAGGCACGGGACGGGUUGAAGGAGAUUGGGGACGUGCAGAAUUGGGCGGAGGUGGUGGAGAGGGAAUUGUUGGUGUUGGAGGAGAUGAUGGGGUAUGUGGAGAGUAAGGGGGAUGGUGAUGGUGGUGAUAGUGGGGAGGGGGUGGAGGGGGUGGAGGGGGAUGGGAUGAAUGGUGGGAUUAUUGAUGAUAGGAAUGGGGUUGGGAAGGGG